Molecule: messenger RNA, 1824 nt
Organism: Erpetoichthys calabaricus (reedfish)
Lineage: Eukaryota; Metazoa; Chordata; Cladistia; Polypteriformes; Polypteridae
Gene: adprm
Product: ADP-ribose/CDP-alcohol diphosphatase, manganese-dependent
Exons: 4
Coding region: 303-1343 (346 amino acids)
Molecular function (GO): ADP-ribose diphosphatase activity; CDP-glycerol diphosphatase activity; manganese ion binding
Source: RefSeq, a predicted model, not a curated record
AGUCAGCAUAGGACAGCAAGGGACGUCAAGAGUGAACACUUCCGGAGUGCAAACCUAUCGCUGCAGCUUCGUUUCUUCUUCAUAUUUUGGUGGCCUUUCACUUUAAUGCCAAGGCGAUAUAUGUCUGAGGGUUUCAGUGUAAGCUUGCUAGCAAGAAUGAGAACCCGGAGGUCGCAACGAUACUAUAAAUUUUCUCUCCACCUUUGAUUUCUCCUAAAAGGAAGAAGCUGUCUCUUCGUUUAUUUUCCAUCAUUAACGUACUACGCGAAUGCCGGCUUCUCAAAUGUGCAAUUACUGGUGCUAUGCUGCAGCUGGAAGGACAGCAUUCAGGACAAGCUAAAAUGUUUGAUGGCGCCCAGCCCCUCUUUGUGUUCGGUGUGAUUGCUGAUGUUCAGUAUGCCAACGUUGACAACGGGAGUAAUUAUCUGAAGACUAGGAGGCGCUAUUAUCGGAACAGCGUGACGUUACUGCAUGAUGCAGUCGAGCACUGGAAUGGAAUUGCUCCCCAUUUUAUAGUUCAGCUGGGAGAUCUAAUCGACGGUUUGAAUAAGAAGCACAAUUUCUCGGCGAAGGCGCUGGAGAUUGUGAUGAAGGAAUUCCAGAGGUGCAGAACAAAAAUUCAUCAUGUCUGGGGCAACCAUGAAUUUUAUAAUUUUACAAGAGAAUAUUUAAUGAGCUCCAUACUUAAUAGCAAAGUUCUGGAAAGUGCAUUAGAUGAUAUUUCAGUAAAUCCUGAAGACCACGCCGCUGAAGCCGCCAUCUACUCCUACCAUUUCAGUCCCACUCCAAGCUUCCGGUUUGUGCUGCUAGACGCCUAUGAUUUAAGUGUUUUAGGAAGAAAAGCACCGAGCAAGAAAUAUAAUCAAUCACUUAAAAUUUUGCAGGAUAAGAACAAGAAUCAAAAUCUCAAUUGCCCUCCAGAGGGACAGUGCGGGACAGAACAGCGCUUUGUUCAGUUUAAUGGAGGAUUCAGCAAAGAACAGCUUUCCUGGUUGGACAAAAUACUUACAUAUGCUGACAAAAACCUUGAGAAAGUCACAAUAAUUAGCCACCUUCCUGUACAUCCAGACAGUACAGACCCCAUCUGCUUAGCCUGGAACUAUGAAGAGGUGCUCUCAGUUUUGCACUCACAUAAGAGUGUAGUGUGCUUCAUGGCUGGGCAUGAUCACGAUGGAGGCUACCACAUGGAUCACAGAGGAAUCCAUCACGUCACCAUGGAAGGUGUAAUCGAAACCCCGCCAGACACCAAUGCAUUUGCUACGGUGUAUGUGCACCAGGACAGGAUGAUUUUAAAGGGGGUCGGAAGGGUUUCAGAUAGGAUUAUGCUAUAUCCUUCAACAUAAAAAAAAUAUUAAUUUUCUUCUUUAAAUGCAAUAUUAAAAUAUUUCAAACCAAAAGAACAAAAACUAGCAGUAUUUAAAAUGAAAUGACUUGAUGUUGUUCAUUUUACAUAAAGCGCAUGUUCAAUCAGUGAGCAAUCAUGGGCUUAACUUCCAAGUGAAUGUUUUAUGUUGCUGCCACUCAUGAUGAUGAUGAUGUAAAGAUUUUAUUGAGCACAAUUCCUGCAAAACACAUUCAGGUCACAAGUACAGAUGUAAUGCAAUUGUAAAAUUACAGUGCUAAAGUGCUAUGUAUUUAAAGUAUUGAAGCUGUUUUUGCAGCUCUUACUGUACAGUGUAUUAGAUAAAUCAUAGAGCUAUUCAGGAUAAUCCUGUAAUUGAAUUUCUGUGUGAUGUUACAGAGAAGAGAACUGGAUGAGAUUGUAAUCCUCCAUUUAUUGUAUUUUUAUGGAUUUUUGAAGAUUAAAAGCACAUCUGUUUCAAA